AUGGCCGCGCCGCACGCGGUGAUUUUGUCCGGCCCCGACUUCUACGAGGGCCACCUCACGCGGGUCUAUGGGGGCUACAAGAGGACCAAAAACCUCUACGGCCGCGCGACCUACCAAAGGGACCCAGCGCAGGAGGGCGAGGAAGCAUUCCUGUACUUCUCACUGGCGGAUCGGAAGUGGUGUGUGGGCACUGAGCUGGGAGCCUGCAUCAAGGAUCCGGCCAAGCCGGGCAGCGCCGCACCCCCGGUGCUCAUGUAUCAGGCAGCUGGCACGGAGCCGGACGCGGCGUUCCCCGCGCUGCGGGGAUUCGUGUCCUGGGCGGCGGACCUCAGCGGCGCAGGCCACUUCCAGUUCGACCACUUGAUCUUCCUCGAGCCCCUCAGCUUGCCUAAUGAGGCCGCCGACCCCAACCGCGAGUAUGGCGGCUGCAUGCACAUCCUAGCCUCACGCACCGUGGAUUACGAGUUCCCCCCUGCAGCCGUGUCCCUGUUGGGUGACGUGCCGCUUGAAAGCGAGAGGCCGGUCUGGCGCCUUGGCGCGCCUUUGGCGCAGCUGGGCGCCCGCGCGCCGCUCUUCACGAGGUCCACAGAGCCCACCACAGCGGACUUCGCGGGGCUCGGCUCUUGCGACGCGUCGGAGGUCACCAUCACCCGCGCCGUGCUCGCGGCAGUGCGGGAGUACCCGGAGUUCCUUGAGGGCCUCAUGUCCCGGAGCCUCAGCGUCAAUGAGCGGGGCCUCUACUGGGCACAACUCUUCGACCCCUGGCAACGGCGCUGGCGCCAGAUCAAGGUGGACGAGUACAUGCCAGUGCUGGACGAGCAGCCCUGGGCCGGGGGGGCCUUCCAUCCCUUGUGGGUGAUGCUGCUGGAGAAGGCGCUCGCGAAGCUUUGCGGCAGCUACGAGGCCCUGAGCCGGUCCCAGCCUGGAGGGCUGCUGCUGGCCCUCACAGGGCGCGCGGAACUGCGGCGGUGGCGGAAGGACGCCGGCUGGUGGUGUGCCUGGCGCCACGUGCUGCCCCUGCAGGACUCUGCGGCGCGAUGGGGGCAGAGCUACUCGCCGGGGCUGCACAGACGGGUGACCAAAGCCCGGCCGUUGCGGUGCGUACUGGAGCGUGUUGGUGGCACUUGGCAGCAGAACGAGGACUUCAUGGCUCUUCUCAGGGAGUUGCACCAGCAGAAUGCCUUGCUGCUGGCCUGGAAAUUCCCAGGCGACCGGCUGCGCGAGGAUCUCUUUGCGCCCGGUGAAGACCCAGGGGACCUGGGACUGGUGCAGGGCCACGGCUACUCAGUGCUGGACUUCCUGGUGGAGGACUUCCGGCUGGUCCAGCUACGGAACCCGUGGCCGGACAAGCCCUGGCGAGGAGGCUGCUGA
Messenger RNA from Effrenium voratum, 1371 nucleotides. The record is from the annotation of a GenBank genome assembly. NCBI's taxonomy places the organism in Eukaryota, Dinophyceae, Suessiales, Symbiodiniaceae.